AUGGGCACAACUUGUGGUCCACGAGAAUCAAAAUGCAGUCUCUCACCAGAAAAUGUGGGCUCCCAAAUAUCAAAGUAUGAUCUCCAAAAAAGUGUGUAUAGCAUAAAGAAAUCUGUCCGUAAGCUUGCCCGUCCAAAAGCUCAAAGACUGUCGUUCAAAAUUUAUCUUGAACAACUAAAUCCAGGAAUAUUUAUGAAGACAGUCAUUGAUUGUGAUGAAGAUGAAGAGUCAUACCUGGAGCUACUAAAUCAUAUAGAAGAUACUCAAUCCCUACCAAUAUCUGUAUAUAUGGUGAAAGACGACUUGAGGGUACUACGUUCAAGAUCAAUUACAAAAUUUGGGAUUUUGAUCAAGAAUAGAUUUUAUGCCUGGACCUGCAUCGAAACCGGUAGACGUGUGGCUCAAGACAAAGCAUUAAAUGACAAUCACAAAUUACUCUUGGAAUCGAAAGUGAUCAUCAUCAACUUGAUCAAUUCAUUUAGUCUCAUCAACCCAACCAGUAUUACAAUUGUCAUUUUUGCAAAUCUGUGGAUAUUUGAUGUUAAGUUGAUGAUAAAUGAGAAUGACAACAGGCGUACAUUAUUUGAGAAAAAAAUUGGAAGGUGUCAAAUUUUCCUUGAACGCUGCGGUGAAUUAAUUGUGCUAAAAAGGCAAGAAGAAAACAUGGGAGCUUUGUGGUCAAGAGAGUUGACGAGCCUCUAUUGCUGCGAUGAUUUGGCCAAGGCUAAAAAGGAAAUAAGUUCUCUCACCUUAUUACUAUCAGUGGAAGAAGGUGGCCACCACAACAUCAGUAACAUGGAAUUCCUUGAACAGCUUUUGACUGAUGUUCUAUACAAAUCGGAUGGCUUGAUAAAGCUUUUUGGAUUAAAGAAGCUAGAACUUGCUUUACUCGAAACUUCUGGUCAUUUCACAAACAGCGACAAGGUCAAGAUUAAACUGGACCACCAUAAAGGAAUGUACGGUGUCCUUUCAAUGCUUAAGUGCGUUGCCGACGAUUUCUCGUUCGCGUCUGUUGACAAGCUUAGUCCGGUCAAGGUAUUUUUUUAUUCAUGCCGCAGAUUGCAUUUGUGGAGUGUGCGUUAUCAAGAUGGGCUUUACGACUUUUGGAGAGAACACUGUUUGGAAAUUCGCCCUGAUUUUGAAGAUCGGGCUAUGUUUGUUCCACGAUUAAUUGAAUUUUGUUGGAACGUAAAGUAUUUGUUGGAAAAUGCGGUGGAAGAUAUUAUAAAAGUAAAGAAAGAUCAUCAAAUAAAUAGCGCAAAAUAUCGAUAUAAUCCUCAAGAAUGUACCCAGCUCAGCGCUAUCGUCAACCCAAUAAUUUUGAAGUUGACGAAAGAGGAUGAUGGUGAAGGUAUCGGAAAGCUUGGCCCAAUAUUCAUUAUAGCGCGUCGAGUAGUUACCGAGAGAACCUUAAAAAUACGCUACACUAGGUGA
This is a messenger RNA of Phycomyces blakesleeanus NRRL 1555(-), 1434 nucleotides long. RefSeq lists its product as hypothetical. The transcript is spliced from 14 exons. Lineage: Eukaryota; Fungi; Mucoromycota; Mucoromycetes; Mucorales; Phycomycetaceae. The coding region runs from base 1 to 1434 and encodes 477 amino acids. The record is from RefSeq and is a predicted model, not a curated record.